UCUGGGUAGAGUCUGCGCGAGUGGGAGUGGAGCGAGUCGCUCGGUCUCAGCAGCGUUCAUCCAUUCUGUGCGGCACUCCCCGUACAGCUCCGUGCGUCCUCCGGUGCGAACCGGGGUGUUCUCUACGCUCCACGAACAAAACGCGGGACGGAAAGCUACACGGAAUAACCUUCAGCAAACCUUCCGCGACACGGAUUCCGGCGUUGGAGAGGACAUGGAGUGACGGAGAGCGGGAGAAAGGGGCUUUUUCCGAGGACGGCGUGCUCCGCUGAAACCCAACAUGGCGCUGCUGCGAGGUACGGCCGAGCUGAAUUAAUUUCUCCGCGAGUCACUCCGACCUCGCCACCUGUAUCCUGUGGGGGCCCGGGCCGCACGGCACGUCGGCUCUCCCACUUAAAGGACCUUAACGGAUUUUUCUUUUGUGGAUUUCUCUACAUCCUGCCGUUUUGUUUUUCCUCCGCGCAGGAUCUUUUUUUUGUUGCUUUAUGGCAACCCAAGUGACAUUUGCAGCAGCAAAAAGUCCGCUUCAAAUAUAGGUUAAUGGAUGAGAGUUGCUUAUAGACAAUAGAAUAAGGACCCAGAGCUUUAUAUGUGAGUCUUGUUUUGUUUCGUGACAAGUGGAUAACCUGUUAGACACUUUUGGUUGCUUUUUUCUCCUCUGGCUGGGAUUGUGUGUCUCCAGCAGACAGGACCGUAACCCGGGCUCGUCUACGUACGCACGGAUCGCUGUCCUUGUUAACUUGGGAAAAACAGGGAAAAGGCGUGAGUUGGGGCGCACGGACGACGGCUGGAAGUAGCACCAAUUAACCAGGGCAACAUCUGUUCGUGAUGUCGAUGCUGAGACACAAACCAACCUGGAACUAAAACAAGAGAACCACAUCACACAAAACAUGGUGGAUGCAAGGUUGACGCCCCUGGCCGCGAUGGGGCUGGACCGAGGCACUCUGAUGCAUGAUGGUCUCCGUCUCCAUGGUGGGGUUGUAUACCCAGGGAUCAGAGCAUUGCCAGCGGAGAAGAGCCGAGAGACACCCUCCCUUCCCCUCACUUAUAACAGGGAUGGUCUCCCGGAGCUCAUCUACAAGCCUGAUGGCUCUCUGGACAGUCGUAAGCCCACUAAUGGAUACCUGGGCCUCUACAAGGGUGCCCCUCCAGGUCUCCACAAGCCUGUUCUGGUUCCUGGGGCUGAAGGUCUGGGCUUGGAGCGCAGAGUAGGGCCUGGAGAAAAGGCAUCUGAACUGGGCUUGGCAGGUGCUGGUGGCAGCUACCUCCGCUUGCCGUGGCUCACCCCUUACCCUGAGGCGAGCAUGUAUCCCUUCAUGGACACAUCCAAGUACGCAGCUCUGAACAUGUACAAAGCCUCCUUGCUCAGCCAACCCAACCCCUAUCUUCCCCAGCACCUGCCCUACCCUUCUCUGUGUGCAACCCAGGGGGGCAACCCUGCUGCAGCCGCCUCUGCUGCUGAGAGGCUCUACUACAUGCCCCCCUAUCCUCCUUCUCCUAUCUCUUCCCCCCUGGUGGCACCCCCCAUGAGGAUUCCUGCAGUCACAGUGGCCCCCACAUCACUGGUACACUGCCAGGACAAGGGGCUCGGUGUUGCGCCUCAGUUUGCACAGCAGCUUCACCAACCUUCUCCUCAUCCUCAGCACCAUCAGGCCGCUAUAGACAGAGACCGGUCCCCGAGCAGGAGCAGCAGACCAAGCAGACCUCCCUCUAGGAAGAGCUCUAGCAGCAACAAUAAUACCAGUAGCACUAGCACUAGUGGCACCAAUGGGGGGAAUAAUAAUAGUCUGCCUGCUGAUUCUUCUCCUCACGCAUCUUCUCGCCUCCCCCAGCCUCCCCCUCCUCCUGCUCUCAUUGACAAUUCACUGGAUUUACAAAGGCCAGUCGCUAGGAUAGGACACCCACCUGCCUCCUCUGCUUCUUCAAUAUCUGCCUCAUCCUCAUCCACACAGUCCAUUCCUCAUCCAUUUUCUGUGAGCAGCAUGGCAUCAGAGCAGCCCUCCCCUGCCCGGCCUAGCCCCCACAAACCAAGGCCAAGAGACGCAGCACCUGAGCACAGAAGCGCAGGGGUUGAGAGGAGACCCAGCAGGUCACCUUCCAAACCCAACUUUGAGAGGCCAGCUCACCAACCACAACCAACCAAAGACUCGGCAGAGAAGCCCUUGGAUUUGUCUGGAAGAAUGCUGGAGUUCGGGCUGCCUCACAAUGGAUACCCAGUUAAGAUAGACACUAUGGCAUCAGGAGCACGUUAUGGACUGCCCCCUAGCCGAGAGCUCCUAAAGGAAAACCUGUCCCUGUCUCCUUCCUCCCACCCACACUCUGUGGUCAGCAGCACUUCUUCAAAGGUCCCAGAGAGGCCAGAAAUGAUCAGCACUUUACACUCCUCCUGGGUUGUUCCUAGCCCGUCUCCUUCCCAUACACAGCACACACCGGGCUUGCCCCCCUCCCCACGGCCUAACACAGACCUGGGCCUUUCACAAGCCAAAGGUUCCUCACCCUCUGUCAUCAAACACAAGGGUCUGGAGAGAGUACUCCCACAGCAGCGUAGCUCAUCCUGUCCAAGGAUAGGGGAGCCCAACCAUAAUGUUCCCUCCACUCAGCACUCCUCUCUGGUCAGCUCCAGGGCUCUUUCUCCCAAACCGAAUGGCGAGUGGGUCAAACACAGCCCGAGCCAUUCAGAACAUCCGGGCCACCACAGAGAGGGAACGGAGAAGCCUUCCCAGACUACCAAGAGAGCUGAAACAACUCCAGAAGUGGCACCAUACAAGAGGCCCUGUUUGGAGAAUGGUCACCCUCCUGGUCUUUACCUUCCUCAAAGUGACGCUUACCUGAACCACAGUUUGGCGUACGCAAAUAGAUACCUGCCCUACCCCAUCCCUGAUGGCAUGGCGCUACACUCUCUGCCAAUUGCAGGGAAAGGCCCAGUCUACCCUCACCCAGUAUUGCUGGGCAGCAACAGCCUUUACCCAACCCACUUGGCAGCAAAACACCCUUUAUCCUACCACAACCUCCCAGCUGGUCCAGGAGGGGAAUACCUCACUUAUAACUCACAGGAGAUGGCCCAUCCCCUGAUGCAGACUCACUCAGACAAGCCUCGGGGACAGGAGAAAUCCAGGGGAGGUGUGGAGGAAUCUGGGGGCCACAGAGAUCACAACAAAGAAAUAGGCGAAGGAAGCCAAAUUAAGUCUGAUAGGGAAGCAGGAGCACAAGGACAGAGUGGCAAUCAAAGCAAAACCCCCUCUUCCUCUGUGACACCCAGAGAAAAGAUUGUCUGCAUUGACCUUGUGCACUCAGACACAGAUAUUGAGUCUACCCCAACAGUCCACAAACAGCCCUCUGCUGAGACCAGCAGCAAGUUUAACCAAAAUGAAUGUUGUCAUAGUAACCAAAAUAUGACAAAGACUGAUUACGAGCCAAAACACCAACACCACCUUUCCCAUCCUUAUCCGAUUCACUCGGGACACAGCCCCACCCUGAAGCCCACUAACACUGACUGACAGCCAGAAACUCCUUUUGGGAAACCAAAGGUCCCUCAGGACGCAGGCUGUCCUGGGGUGACAUCUAGCACAUCCCCACCUUCUCCAGAGCAUUUGGCCCAGGCAGAGGAGAGCCCAGAGGAACAGAGUCCCAGCCCGGACCCUGGAGACCAAGACCAGAGCACCUUGCGUUGUGCCCGCACAUCCGGGGAGCGCAGCUCUGGUAAGGACAAAGGGGACAGAGACAGCCGGGCUCUUCACUUCAUUCAGCACUGCACUGAUGUGGCAAAGGAGGAGAGAAUGUGCGAGGGGGAGGUUGAAAAGGAAGACAGUAUUGUUGACCUAGGGGAGUCCCACGGAGAAGGGGAUGAGGACGAAGAAGAGGAUUGCCAGACUUCAUCCAAAGGCUGUCGCAGAUCCAGUCUUGCCAAGAGGAUUGCUAACUCUUCAGGCUACGUUGGCGACCGCUUUAAAUGUGUCACCACCGAGCUGUAUGCUGACUCCAGCAAGCUGAGCCGUGAACAGAGAGCCCUGCAGAUGGAAGUCAUAUCACGAGAGGGGAGUAAUAUAAGUCAACCUGCAGCUAACUGGGAGCGGGCAAUGAUGCGGUUCUCGGAGCUGGAGCUGAAGGAGAAGGAGGGCGGCGGUGUGUGUGUGUCUGCCUCGGCAGCGGCAGCAGGACGGGAGCUGGCAGACGGCCAGCGCAGAGAGCGAGUGCUGGAACACUGCCAACACACCACCAGGCAGGGAGAGAGGGAGGGUGUCCGGCCGGCGUACACAAACAACAGAGUUCCAGUCCUGCAGAGGUGUGGAAACCUGAAGGAGCCUUUGUCCCCGGGGCACGGGGCCCGAGACAAGUCCAGAGGUGCCUGCCAAGCGGGGCUAAAUGAUGUGGCCAAGAAGGUGAAGAGGGAGCCAGAGGGAGGUCACUGUUUGCCCCCUGUUCUGACACCGGCGAAGGCGUACCCUGAGGAGAAGGUUGGCCUUGGUUUUGGACCCAACAGGAAACGGCAGCUCUGCCUCAAGACUGAGCAGGAGGACACUGAGUGGGAAGAUGUAGAGAGGGUGUCCCAUCCUGAGAAGAGAGCCAAGAUAUCUACGGAUGAACGCGAGCACGCCAGUCCCGACGAAGACGACGACGACGAGGUCCGGAAGCUCAAGGUCUGCAUUGAGCUGAAAGGACUGCGACUCAGCAAACCCGCCGCCGGCGCAGCUUCCCCCGAUGGCUCCCUUAUUAAACAGGACAGGGCGUGGUCCCAGCCCCGUAUGGUCGCCGCGGUGCAGAGCCUACGGGAGCGCAAGGUUAGGCCCGGCGAGCCGGAGGAUAGAGCCGCAGCGCACAGAGCCGAGAUCAACAGGAAAUGGGGCUGCGAGAAGCUACUUAAUGGAGUCGCUGCUUCUCCCCUUCCCCCCGGCCAGCUGAAGGACAGAGCGCACCCGCCGGGCCCCUUCUCAGGUGACCGUGGCCUCAAGGAGCCCAGGAGGGGCCCCCCCUCUCCGGGCCCGGAGCCGUCAGUGGGAGGCACCCCUCCCCUCAAGACCCGUCGCCAUAGUGACACAGACAAACCCAAGGGCAAGCGGCCGUGCAAGACCAAACACACCAGUCAGAGGGAGCGAGAGCGCGAGCGGGAGAAAAGGAAAGAGGCCACACCUAACAGCCCAGGCCAGCGCUGUGUGGCUGAUCUGGGAGCAGCUGAAGAUGACAAGCUGAGUGAGCAGCGUGGCGCUCUGAGGAAGGGAGCCGCCUCUCCUAAUCAUUAUCCCUGCUCUCCAGUCAAGCCCUGCUCCCCUGCCGCGCUCUGUCCGCCCUCCCUGCAGCCCCAGGCGAACGGCAGAGGAGCAGGCGGCGUCCCACCACCACCAGAGGCGGCGGCUGCGGGGGUGCACAGGACCCCCCCUGCCGAGCCCCCCGCGGUGCGUCCGAUCCCGCCAGAGGCUCGUCGGCUGAUUGUGAACAAGAAUGCCGGAGAGACUCUGCUCCAGCGAGCCGCUCGGCUGGGCUACGAGGAGGUGGUGCUGUACUGUCUAGAGAACAGAGUAUGUGAGGUGAAUCACAGAGACUACGCCGGUUACUGCGCCCUCCACGAGGCGUGCGCCCGCGGCUGGCUCAGCAUAGUCCAACACCUGCUGGAUUAUGGGGCCGACAUCAACUGCAGUGCGCAGGAUGGCACCAGACCAAUUCACGACGCUGUGGAGAACGACCACCUGGAUGUGGUGCGAGUCCUGCUGUCAUACGGUGCUGACCCCACCCUGGCCACGUAUUCUGGCCGUGGCCUGCUCAAGAUGACCCACAGCGACAGCAUGGAGCGCUUCCUCACUGAUUAUUUUGCUGACCUUCAGGGCCGCUCAGAUGACGACCCGGGGCUUUAUUGGGAAUUCUAUGGCAGCGCUGUGUGUGAGUCAAACGAAGAGGGUGGUAUGUACGACAUCCUGGCUGACCCUCCAGGCCCUGAGGAUGAAGAUGAGGAUGAUAAACGGGAGGUGUUUGAGUUUGAGUUCUCGGACCGACCUCUGCUGCCUUGCUACAACAUCCAGGUGUCCCUCUCUCAGGGGCCGAGAAACUGGCUGCUACUGUCCGACGUCCUCCGCCGGCUGCGGAUGUCCGGCCGCAGCUUCCGCCAGGCCUUCCCCCACAUGGAGGUGGUGACGGUGGCAGAGGCUGAGUUCUACCGGCAGGCCUCUCUGUCGCAGCUCUUCUCCUGCCCGGAGGAGCUGGAGGGCUUCCACGCAGACAGCAAGGACCUGCUGGACCUGGUGGAAGACAGUGCUGAGCUGGCCGCCCUUCUGGGCUCCACACUGGAGUGCCUGGACGACCGCUGGGACCACCCAGGGGACAAACUGAAGGACAAAAUCAAGGCUAUUGGCAAGUUGGGCUCAUCCUGACCCCUUGUGCCACUAAACCCGGACCUUGAUCCUUACCGACUGCAGUUUGCUUUAGAACCACGCAGGGGUUACGAUGAUAUGCCUUAGCCUGACUCUUAGUUCCCACGCUGCUCUGGACCAGCACUGUACAGAUGGACUGACCUGCUGGCUGACCGGGCUGCUCAGACGUUUCCCUCCGUUAACUGAGGAUCAAUUUGAGACUCAGUAGGCUUAAUAAUGGUCUUAUUUUUAUAAAUUA
Messenger RNA from Epinephelus lanceolatus (giant grouper), 6597 nucleotides. RefSeq names its product BCL6 corepressor (gene bcor). Gene Ontology annotation, molecular function: protein binding; transcription corepressor activity. The record is from RefSeq and is a predicted model, not a curated record. Gene Ontology annotation, biological process: negative regulation of transcription by RNA polymerase II. Gene Ontology annotation, cellular component: nucleus. Lineage: Eukaryota; Metazoa; Chordata; Actinopteri; Perciformes; Serranidae.